CAAAGUUCCAAUGGUCCGGUAAAGAAGUCCAUGCGUGAGAAGGCUGUGGAGAGGAGGAACGUUAGUAAAGAGCACAACAGUAAUUUUAAAGCCGGGUAUAUUCCGAUUGAUGAAGAUCGUCUCCAUAAAACAGGAUUGAGAGGGAGGAAGGGCAACUUGGCCAUCUGCGUGAUCAUCCUGCUGUUUAUCCUGGCAGUCAUCAACUUCAUCAUAACGCUUGUUAUCUGGGCUGUGAUCCGCAUUGGCCCCAAUGGCUGCGACAGCAUGGAGUUCCAUGACAGUGGUCUGCUCCGAUUUAAGCAAGUGUCGGACAUGGGCGUUAUCCACCCACUGUAUAAGAGCACCGUCGGAGGAAGGCGAAACGAAAACUUGGUUAUAACUGGGAACAACCAGCCUAUUGUUUUUCAGCAAGGGACCACGAAGCUCAGCGUGGAGAAGAACAAAACUUCGAUUACAAGCGACAUUGGUAUGCAGUUUUUCGACCCCCGGACUCAAAAUAUCUUAUUCAGCACAGACUAUGAAACGCACGAGUUUCAUUUGCCAAGCGGAGUGAAAAGUCUGAAUGUUCAAAAAGCAUCUACUGAAAGGAUUACCAGCAACGCUUCCAGUGAUCUGAAUAUAAAGGUCGAGGGCCGUGCCAUUGUGCGUGGGAACGAAGGAGUAUUCAUUAUGGGCAAGACCAUUGAGUUCCGUAUGGGCGGCAACGUGGAGCUGAAGGCUGAACACAGCAUCAUCCUCAACGGGACGGUGACGGUGAGCCCCACGCGCCUGCCGCGCUCCUCCGCAGACCAGCCGGCCGGCGGCGACUGGGUGCGCUACAAGCUCUGCAUGUGGCUCUUCAAAGUGCAGGUCACCAGCCAGAACAUGGGCUGCCAGGUCUCGGACCACCCCUGCGGGAACACUCGUUAGAAGACCCCCAGAGGUCAUCGCCUUGUUCAUAGCUCGACUUUUUUUUGUUUUUAACAGUAUGCAUGCAGAUCUUUAUUUUUACAGUUUGUGAUAACUCACUGCCGUAUCUGUUACAUAACCGCCAUAUUCAGAAUGCUCUCUGGGGGCCCGCAGGGGGCGGAGGUUACCACGGUUCGAGUCCGAGACCCAGUGGCUUGAAAUUCACACCAGGCACGUGUAUGCCUGAAAUCCCGAGGGGAGAAUGGAAGAGAGAGGAUUGUGAU
Molecule: messenger RNA, 1172 nt
Organism: Tupaia belangeri chinensis (Chinese tree shrew)
Lineage: Eukaryota; Metazoa; Chordata; Mammalia; Scandentia; Tupaiidae
Gene: SGCB
Product: sarcoglycan beta
Biological process (GO): muscle organ development
Cellular component (GO): sarcolemma; sarcoglycan complex
Source: RefSeq, a predicted model, not a curated record